Hibiscus syriacus is the source of this 2539-nucleotide messenger RNA. RefSeq names its product protein FAR1-RELATED SEQUENCE 11-like. Gene Ontology annotation, biological process: regulation of DNA-templated transcription. The record is from RefSeq and is a predicted model, not a curated record. NCBI's taxonomy places the organism in Eukaryota, Viridiplantae, Streptophyta, Magnoliopsida, Malvales, Malvaceae. Gene Ontology annotation, molecular function: zinc ion binding. The coding region runs from base 363 to 2468 and encodes 701 amino acids. The transcript has 6 exons.
UAUUUUCCCAUCGACGACCUUCAGCCAAACCCUUAUUUUCUCUCUGCCUUGCCACUGCUGCAUUUCCUCUUAUUUUGAUCCCUUCUCUCCCCUCCUCUCUUCUCUCUUACUAUUCUUUACCCAUUUUACUCUUAGUAUUAUUAUAUAGAUUUAUGCUUUCCAUUCAACUCCAGCGAAUCCACACCUCUUGGUCAAAUCGGGCUUUGUCGUUCAAGAAAAUGGAACUUUAGAUGAGAGGGAUUGGUUCGAUAAGUUCAAUGCUGCUAGACUCUGAGUACAUUGGUUUACCAAAUUUCGUAUUCUUCAUUUCCAUGCCGGACACAUGUUCUUAGCUUAAAGUAUAUUGUGUUAGUCAGAAGAAAAUGAUGUCUGAAGAUGCUGGACAGAUGUUGGUCAUUUAUGACGAUCCUUCAGAUCAACGGUCUUUGUCUUUAGAUGAAACAAGUAGCACAGAGGAAUCACCUGAAGAAACCCGACUUUCUCUGGAAACCACUAACGAUGCCAUUCCAUAUAUCGGGCAAAGAUUUGCAACUCAUGAUGCGGCAUAUGAAUUUUAUAGUGAAUAUGCAAAGCGAUGUGGCUUUUCGAUCCGUCGUCAUCGCACAGAAGGAAAGGAUGGGGUUGGAAAAGGGCUUACAAGACGUUAUUUUGUCUGUCACCGUGCAGGAAAUACACCUGUCAAGACCUUAAAUGAUAGUAAACCCCAAAGAAACAGGAAAUCAUCGAGAUGUGGAUGCCAAGCUUACUUGCGGAUAAGCAAAGUAACAGACUUAGGAGCUGCAGAAUGGCGUAUCACAGGUUUUGUGAACCACCACAAUCAUGAACUUUUGGAACCAAAUCAAGUUCGGUUCCUUCCUGCAUAUCGAACCAUGUCAGAUGCAGAUAAGAACCGGAUCCUUAUGUUUGCCAAAACAGGAAUCUCAGUACAGCAAAUGAUGAGGCUGAUGGAACUUGAGAAGUGUGUGGAGCCAGGAUAUCUACCCUUCACUGAGAAGGAUGUGAGAAAUUUGGUUCAGUCAUUCAGAAAAUCAUAUCAAGAAGAUGAAAACAUAGAUUUGUUAAGAAUGUGUCGAAACAAUAAGGAGAAGGACCCCUACUUCAAAUUUGAGUAUACACUUGAUUCAAACAACAGGCUAGAAAACAUUGCUUGGUCAUAUGCAUCAUCAAUCCGGUCAUAUGAUAUCUAUGGUGAUGCUGUGGUGUUUGACACGACUCAUCGUUUGACGGCAUUCGACAUGCCACUUGGGAUAUGGGUUGGAGUGAAUAAUUAUGGCAUGCCUUGCUUUUUUGGGUGCGUGCUUUUACGAGAAGAAAAUUUGAGGUCAUUUUCAUGGGCCUUAAAGGCAUUCUUAGGUUUCAUGAAUGGGAAGGCACCGCAGACGAUAUUAACUGACCAAAAUAUGUGUCUCAAAGAAGCCAUAGCCAUUGAACUGCCUACAACUAAACAUGCACUCUGUAUAUGGAUGAUUGUGGCAAAAUUUCCAUCCUGGUUUAAUGCUGUUUUGGGGGAGCGCUACAACGAGUGGAAGGCUGCGUUUUAUCGACUCUACAAUUUAGAGUCAAUUGAGGAUUUUGUAUUGGGCUGGAGGGAUAUGGUCAACUCUUUUGGGUUACAUACUAACAGACAUAUUGCCAACUUGUUUGCAUUACGCUCGCAAUGGGCUUUGCCAUGCUUGAGAAGUCAUUUUUUUGCUGGAAUGACUACAACUGACCACUCGAAGGCAAUCAAUUCUUUCAUUCAAAGGUUUUUAAAUGCACAGACUCGGCUUGCACACUUUGUGGAACAAGUUGCUGUUGCUGUGGAUUUUAAAGAUCAAGCAGCAGAACAACAGACAAUGCAGCAGAACCUUCAAAACAUUUGCCUAAAAACUGGAGCUCCUAUGGAAUCUCAUGCUGCCUCUAUCCUCACUCCUUUCGCCUUCUCGAAGCUUCAAGAACAACUAGUUUUAGCUGCUCACUAUGCAUCAUUUCAGAUGGAUGAUGGUUUUCUUAUAAGACAUCAUACAAAACUCGAGGGAGGACGAAAAGUGUAUUGGGUUCCUCAAGAAGGCAUUAUAAGUUGCAGCUGCCAUCAGUUUGAGUUCUCAGGAAUUCUUUGCCGUCAUGCCCUUCGAGUUCUCUCCACGGGAAAUUGCUUUCAGAUUCCAGACAGAUAUCUUCCUUUGCGCUGGAGAAGGAUCAACACAUCACCCACAAAGCUUCUACAAGGUUCUUCCAGUGAUCACGCUGAGCGGAUUCAGUUGUUGCAGAGUAAGGUAUCAACACUUGUAGCCGAAUCCGCCAAAUCAAAGGAGAGGUUGGAUAUGGCUAUGGAACAAGUCUCCAUUCUUUUAUCUCACGUAAGAGAGCUGCCGGUUACAUCACAAGAAAGGCAAGAUGAGAAAUUUCGACUAAAAAGAAGGGAGGGGGGAAUCAGAUUGAGGUUAGAAAUGCAAGAGUUGAUGAAUGGUUCAGCAUUUGCAAACUAAUUUUGUAAUUAUGUAAUGCAAUCAAGAUAUACAAGUUGCACUCCAUAGGCAUAGUUGUUGCCUGUUCCUUU